Messenger RNA from Tilletiaria anomala UBC 951, 1805 nucleotides. Its product is annotated as WD40 repeat-like protein. Lineage: Eukaryota; Fungi; Basidiomycota; Exobasidiomycetes; Georgefischeriales; Tilletiariaceae. The transcript has 2 exons. Gene Ontology annotation, cellular component: cytoplasm; Prp19 complex; U2-type catalytic step 1 spliceosome. Gene Ontology annotation, molecular function: ubiquitin protein ligase activity; protein binding. The record is from RefSeq and is a predicted model, not a curated record. Gene Ontology annotation, biological process: mRNA splicing, via spliceosome; DNA repair. The coding region runs from base 93 to 1694 and encodes 533 amino acids.
CAUGCAAAAUGCAGCACGAAAGGAUGAUUCUCAAAGAAACAAAAAUAAAGUCAACUAGAAGCUGUUGCUGAGCCUCUUGGGGCGAUGCUUACAUGUUUCAAUUUUCUGAUAUACGUGUUGAUUGCUGCGCUUUGGUUGGGGCGUUUUGUGGCAGGGGAACACUAAGUUCCUUUGCUUUCCCCUUAAGUUCAUCUGAGAAGCAUGUCACUGACACCCUCACGGCGCCUCUUGCAGACCCCAAAGUUGCCGCACCACGACCACCACAGUUCACAUCUAUUCCGUCCCUCCUCUCCUCCUUACAAAAUGAGUACGACUCGAUCAUCUUCGAGAUGAUCACCCUCAAAAAGCAAUACGAUAGCGUGCGACAAGAGCUCGCGAGCGCACUCUACACGAACGAUGCUGCAAACCGUGUGAUUGCACGCUUACUGAAGGAGCGUGACGAGGCGAGAGAGGCACUUGCAAACAUCGGCGGCACACUAGGGAACGGUGCGGCUGCUUCAACUGCGGCGCAGCAAGAUACCGAUAUGGCAGCUGGGGACGCGGGGGCAGCAGUGGCUGCAGGUGCGCUUCCAGCUGACGCCUUGGCUGAAAUUGACGCAACAGCAGCCAGACUUUCUUCGCAGCGCAAGCCAAAAUCGAAGCAGAAGGCGCCAGCGGGCUACGCAACUCCAGCUCAAGUCCCUUCCUUUGCGCAGACCAAGUCCCUUCCAUCCAUGCAUAGCACCAAGCCGCCAGGGAUCUCUGCGCUGGCACUCAGCGGGAACGGCAACUGGGUGAUCACUGGAGGGAACGACAAGCAAGUGCAGAUCUACGAUCGGGUCUCAGACCAGGUUGUCGCAACACUCAAAGGCCACACGAAGCCCAUCACAUGUGUCGCAUUCGAGCCGCCUUCAGAAGUGGACAUCGGAUCCGAGGCUGCCGGUGCGCUUCCGCCCCCGAGGUUUGCUGUCAGUGCGAGCGAAGACAAGACUGUGCGCAUUUGGCGAGCGGAACCAGAUGGAAGCAAGUGGGCACUAGCACAUACCCUGAAAGGCUUCAAGGAUGCUGUAACCGGUAUUGACGUACACCCAGCGGGCAAGCUCCUCGGCGUCGCCAGCCGCGAUGCCACGUGGGCAUUGUAUGACAUUGAGAGUGGCAAGGCGCUCAUUUCGAUCGACGCGCCGGCGUCUGGAGCCGAGACAGAGGAAGAAGCAGCAGGAGGAUACGCGUAUGAGAGCCUUGCUUUCCAUCCUGAUGGCCAGCUUCUCGCAACCGGCACCAAGGAAGGUGUGAUCAGAGUCUGGGACGUGAAGACCGCGGCGAAAGCUACGACAUUCCGUGGUUCACAAGUGGGUUCCGCGAUCACUGCGCUCAGCUUCAGCGAAAAUGGCUACUACCUUGCAGCUGCGGCCAAGAACAGUACUAUCGUCCAGGUCUGGGACCUGCGAAAGCUCAGCGUGGCGGGCACUAUUGAAGCAGCGGUGAACAGCGAUGACUCGCUUGUCUCAGACGUCGCGUUCGAUCCAUCCGCCCAGUUCCUGGCUGUUGUUGGUUCUGACGCCAAAGUGUACGCCAACAAGAGCUGGAGCUUGCUCUACACCUUUGACGGUAACGCAGCGGAGAUCACAUCUGCAGACUGGGACGCAAAGGACGGCAGUCUUGUAGUCGCCAGCUUGGAUCGGACGCUGAGGACGGUCGGUGUUCCCUCACAGUAGUGGAACGUACGCGCACGUUGUAUUCUCUUAACAGGAUGGCCUUCAAAUGAGAAAAGCGAAAGACAUUCACACGACGAUUCAUGAGAUGGCGCGAUCGGGCGCAGCAUGCAG